Molecule: messenger RNA, 613 nt
Organism: Anthonomus grandis grandis
Lineage: Eukaryota; Metazoa; Arthropoda; Insecta; Coleoptera; Curculionidae
Gene: Taf10
Product: transcription initiation factor TFIID subunit 10
Exons: 3
Coding region: 83-478 (131 amino acids)
Biological process (GO): transcription initiation at RNA polymerase II promoter
Cellular component (GO): nucleus; SAGA complex; transcription factor TFIID complex
Molecular function (GO): RNA polymerase II general transcription initiation factor activity; promoter-specific chromatin binding
Source: RefSeq, a predicted model, not a curated record
ACAUUGACAGAAAAAAAAACAAACAAAGAAAUUAUUUCUGUUCAUCAAUUUUAGGUUUUUGAGGAAAAACAUUUAAAUAGCCAUGAUUAACCAAAUUAAAGAGGAACCGAUGGAUGAUGAACCACCAAUGACCCUAGGACAGCCCUUAAGUGAUUUUUUACUUCAGCUGGAAGACUAUACUCCAACUAUUCCGGAUGCUGUGACCGCUUACUAUCUCAGAACGUCAGGAUUUGAACCAAAAGAUCCUAGACUUUUGCGACUCAUAUCAAUUGCUGCCCAGAAAUUCAUAUCUGAUAUUGCCAAUGAUGCCUUACAGCACUGCAAGAUGAGAACAUCCAAUUCUUCAACAAGUCAUGGAGCAAGUUCUAAGGGAGCAAAAGGAAUUAAAGACAAAAAAUACACCAUGACUAUGGAAGAUCUUACACCAGCUUUGGCAGAAUUUGGAAUAGUUAUUAAGAAACCACACUAUUAUGUUUAAUUUUCCUUUUUUAAGUAAUAUUCUCUUAGACUUAUUUUAAGGGCAAAAAUGUUUAUAAAAUGAACACAUUUGGAUUAUUUGCUAUAUAUAAUUAGAAUCAAAAUAGUAGAGGGUAUAAAUAAAAACAAAAAUAUU